CUAAGAGGGUGUAAAAGCGUCGUUAGGCUCUGCGUGCAACACAAAUACAUGCUGAAGUACCUCGAGUCUCUCAAUGGGAUCAGCUGCGUAUGUAAAUUACUCCACAGCACUGUUUCUGGGCGAAUCCGUUCCGUUUUGCUUGAAUCCGCCUCUCCGUGCUCGUUCGUAUUGACGCACUUAAAGACUCUUCCCUCAACCUUAAGGCGAGCGGCAGCGACCAAUCACCAAGCCAUUACAGGCUUCAGAGGAAACUGUUUAUGUGACUCCAGAGCUAAUUAGGCUCAUGAACUAACAAAUCGCUAGCACAACUGGUGAGGAACCGAUCACAUUCAUGGAUUGUCUGGAGAAGUCGACUACCUCUCCCACGAUGUGUUGAGCUGUGCGCUUUUUCAAGAUUUUUUACCCUUUCUUUAGCAGUCAAUAACUUGUCUCUUGCUAGACAAAACUUUGGUCUUGGGUGUGGAGUAUUUUUUAGUGCAAACGCGUGUGCCGUUUUCACUUAAACUGGGGAAUCUUGACUGGUAAACUAUGUUUCAACCCACACCGAAGAGGUGUUUUACCAUAGAGUCUUUGGUAGCGAAGGAUAAUCCUUUGCCAUCGUCGAGAUCCGAGGAGCCCAUACGACCAGCGGCUCUCAGCUAUGCAAACUCCAGCCAGAUGAAUCCAUUUUUAAACGGCUUUCACUCCAGCGGCAGGGGCGUCUACUCAAACCCGGACUUAGUGUUCGCUGAGGCUGUUUCACAUCCUCCCAACUCCGCCGUCCCAGUCCAUUCAGUACCUCCUCCUCAUGCUUUGGCUGCUCACCCACUGUCGUCUUCGCACAGUCCGCACCCUCUUUUCGCAAGCCAGCAAAGGGACCCUUCAACUUUUUACCCGUGGUUGAUACAUAGAUAUAGAUACUUGGGUCACAGAUUUCAAGGUAAAAGUUUGGUUUCAGAAUCGAAGGACGAAGUUCAAGCGCCAGAAACUGGAGGAAGAAGGGUCGGAUUCACAACAGAAAAAGAAAGGAACUCAUCACAUAAACCGAUGGAGACUGGCCACAAAACAAGGAAGCCCUGAGGAAAUUGACGUCACCUCAGACGAUUAAAAGACUUAAACUGUUUGAACCCGGGACAGCGGCGUGGCUUGAAGAAUGUCACGGAUAAGGAUGCUGUGUACUGACAGAGGGAGAGGGUAAAGCCAAUAUCACAUUUUGAUUCUUCGAGAUCGGCAGCUUGAGGGUGAGAGAUCCUGUUGGUGGCACUGCUGUCACUACAAGGGAACUGUCAAUAAUUUUCACGUUGCCAAGGCAAGGUGACUGACAGGUAUUACACGCAGCCCCUCCCGCCCCAUCACCACACUAUACCUGCACCACCUCAUCACCACUAUCACAAAACAUAGCUCAAAUGCGCAUAGGACAUUUGCACUUCUGAGGGUUUUUUCUCUCAUUUUAUUUUUGCAAGACGUGAACCUUCCACAUCAAGAAACCAAAAUAUACAACUGUUUUUGUAAAACUUGAAUUGCAUGGUAGAGCAAUGAUUUUUUUUUGGUAGGUUAAUUAAUUUGACAUUUUUUCAAAGUAAAUUUGUUUUGAUUAUAUUUUUAAUCUGAGAAAUGUUGUGUGCUUCUUCCUUUUUUACAACAGUGUGCAGUCUUUGAAUUUAUGAUUCUCGUGUUAAAGUGAUUGUGCAAACAAUAUGAAGUAGCAGUGCUGCGUUAUAGUGUUUUUAAGAAGUUAACAAAUUUAAAAUCAGAUUAUAAAAAAAAACUUUACCACAUAGAAUAGUAAUUAUAAUGAAAAUUCUCCAAAACAUUCCUUAAAAUUUAAGCUUUACCAUGACUCCGUAAUCUUGGUGCGAAUAUAUGAUCGGGACUCGCCCCCCCUCUAUAGAGUUGCCUCGAAGGAUUAAUGCAAGAAUUGACAACCGCCUAGGCAGCAAAACUUCAAGCACUGAGCGUAUUCCAUGUAUAGAGAUACUAAAAGCUAAUGUUUAUGUUAAAUCGUCUUUUACAAGAAUGUAAAUAAUUUUGUGUUUGUGUUAAGUUUGCUACAAUUUUAACACAAAGUAUACUUCCAAGAAGUAUGUAAUUGUCAAUAUUUUGUCAAUAAAGUUUUAUCAAUAUGUUGCUCAGAAUAAAAAAAAAAAA
This is a messenger RNA of Danio rerio (zebrafish), 2127 nucleotides long. Lineage: Eukaryota; Metazoa; Chordata; Actinopteri; Cypriniformes; Danionidae. The record is from RefSeq and is a predicted model, not a curated record.